AUGCGGGUUCUGUUCGCUCUUCUGUUCCUGCCAUACUGCUGGGCUAUGUGGCCGCAGUCGUGGAUUGUUGGCAUGGCCUGUGGUAAAGCAGCACAGCUCUACUAUCCAGAAUGUGUCUAUGGUGAUUAUGCAUGCAUUUGUGGUAGCGAUCAAAUCAAGGCAACCGUCGAGGACUGUAUCAACCGGGCUACUAAAAUGAACUCUACUGACAUGGGUUCUGCUUGGGGUCGCUUCUCGUUGAUGUACUGCACUUUAAACGGACAGGAAGAUCUGGUGGGUGAUCUGCUCACGAUUGCGAAAAUCAAACCUCAGAGAGUAGUUUCCGAUGAGUCGUUUGAGCGGGCGUACGAAGCAGAGGUCCACCUGCUUUCGCAGAAAGAUGUUUCUGUAAGGUACAGCUUGAGUCUAUAUGUUUAUUGGUUGGGGAUUGCCGUGAUUGCCGCAAUCUGGAGAUUCAUGUCGAAAUUGGCUGUGUUUCUGGUCGGUCCUCAUUCAAUGUUACAAAGGCGACAUUCCAGAUACUAUCGAUGGCUUCAGCGAAGAUUCUUUUGGCCGGCUCUUUUCGGCCAGCGACACAUGGUACGAUUUCAAUUCAAAUGGAUAACUAUGUCGUUGGCAUCCCGCUUUGAAACAGUUGUGAUUCUGGUUUUUUUCUUGCUCUGUCUCAUUUUCAUGUUAACCCCGUAUACCUUUAUGGACGAUGACCCGUUUUUCGAGACAAGAUGGAAAGAAAUGAUGCGAUUCAGUUCAGAUAGAUCAGGUAUCAUGGGCACCAUUCUGAUCCCACUGUUUGUUCUCUUUGGAAUGCGCAACAAUAUACUGAUCUGGGCGACGGGUUGGUCUUACCAGCGUUUCAAUGUUUUCCACAGAGCAAUUGCACGAAUCAGCUAUACUCUCUUGAUUGUGCAUUCGGUUACAAAACACAUUUUUUCUGCCUCUUAUCAUGCAUCGCUAGUCAAGUACUUUUACCCGACGCUUCUUUAUCGGUACGGUGUUGCAGCCAUGUUUCUAAUGGCCAUAAUGAUCGGCUCGGCCAUGGUAAGAAACAGAUUCUACGGUAUCUUCCAUUUCCUUCAUAUUACAUGUGGAUUUGCCGGCUUAAUGUGCUCAGUGUACCACUUGAAUCACAUUGGUUACAAGGAACCACUUUAUAUUGCCUUUGCCAUUUGGGCAGCCGACUGGUUUUUGAGACUUGCCAGAGUAACUAUUUUCAAUUUCAGAACGGUUUUCCCUCCCCUCGCUGGUAGCCAUCGCAGCAGCUAUGCAUCUGUGAAUGUAUACAAUGGUGAAAUAGCCCGACUGUCAAUCAGGCUACCCGUCAAAUGGCCAUUCUAUCCAGGCCAGUACGUCUAUCUAUAUCCUCACCGAUAUUGGUUCAUAAAUGGACACCCUUUUUCAGUGGUUGGGGCAACCCCCAAUGGUGAUGGCAUGAUCUUACUUGUUAGAGCACGGAACGGGAUGACCAAAGAGCUGUGCAAAAGUCUUAUUGAUCGAGGCUGUAGUGAGACCACGCCUGUCACAAUUCCAGUCGUAGUUGAGGGUCCCUACGGAGUCUCAGCGCCCGUAUUCAAUUACGACGAGGGACUACUGAUUGCAGGUGGUAUUGGAAUCACUGGUAUAUUGGGCUAUGUUGAGAGAAUGGUUCGUGACAAUGCUGUCAAGCAUCACAAACACAUACACGUUAUUUGGAUUGCCCACUCGAGAAAACUAUUUGCUAUUGCAAGGGACAUCAUACUUCGGCUAAAAGAAUCAGGAUCGGUUGAAAUUUCACUUUACACAAAGGCCGAGAGAGGCCAAAAUUUGCUUAGAUUUCCUGAACAAGCUGGAGUUGCGUCUGGAGAAAACGUGGUUGUAGACUACGAACCUACACAAAGCGCUUCCACCUCUCAACGAGUAAGUAGACAUGGAUCUCGCGAUACGGAAUGGUGCGACCAGUAUAAUUCGAGAAAUCAUUCUCAGUCUGAAUUUGAUAACUCGAGCUAUAUGAAGUCUGUUUCACCAGACGAUACGCUUGUCUAUGAGCGUGAAAAUCCGUUUGCGUCUAGUGAAGUGCUUUCAUCACGACUGGAUGAGCUGGAGAAGGCCGGUUUGGAUGACAGUCGAUCUGACGAUACCCAGGGAAACUAUCCCAAGAAAGACUGCUUUGAGACAUCGAGUGAGUCUUUGAGCACCGAGAAGAGUGACGACUUGGAUGAGCUCAUUAUUGAAUCUCGGAUUGAUCUCGCUAAUACUGUGAGGACAUUCUUCAAUCAGUCAAAGGGUAGUGUGUGCGUAGCCGCUUGCGGGCCGCCUGGAAUGAUGGACACUAUUUCUGCAGCUGUAUGCAAGUACAUGGAGCACGUCGAGUAUGGCGAGGUUCACUACUAUGAAGAAGCUUUUAGCUGGUAG
Molecule: messenger RNA, 2388 nt
Organism: Wickerhamiella sorbophila
Lineage: Eukaryota; Fungi; Ascomycota; Dipodascomycetes; Dipodascales; Trichomonascaceae
Product: Ferric reductase transmembrane component 3
Exons: 1
Coding region: 1-2388 (795 amino acids)
Biological process (GO): iron ion transport; intracellular iron ion homeostasis; copper ion import
Cellular component (GO): plasma membrane
Molecular function (GO): ferric-chelate reductase activity
Source: RefSeq, a predicted model, not a curated record